Messenger RNA from Gracilinanus agilis (Agile Gracile Mouse Opossum), 529 nucleotides. Its product is annotated as translationally-controlled tumor protein-like. Gene Ontology annotation, molecular function: calcium ion binding. Gene Ontology annotation, cellular component: cytoplasm. The transcript is spliced from 2 exons. Bases 47 to 529 code for a protein of 160 amino acids. NCBI's taxonomy places the organism in Eukaryota, Metazoa, Chordata, Mammalia, Didelphimorphia, Didelphidae. The record is from RefSeq and is a predicted model, not a curated record.
GGCCCCCACAGCACUAGCACCGCCGCCACUCCCUCCUUCCGCCGCCAUGAUUAUCUACCGGGACCUCAUCAGCCAUGAUGAGAUGUUCUCCGACAUUUACAAGAUCCGGGAGAUCGCAAACGGGCUGUGCCUGGAGGUGGAGGGGAAGAUGGUCAGUAGGACAGAGGGUACCAUUGAUGAUUCACUCAUCGGUGGAAAUGCCUCUGCUGAAGGUCCUGAGGGUGAAGGAACAGAUGCCACUGUAAUCACUGGAGUUGACAUAGUUAUAAAACAUCAUCUGCAAGAAACUAGCUUCACAAAAGAAUCCUACAAAAAGUACAUCAAAGACUACAUGAAAUCAAUCAAAGGCAGACUUGAAGAACAGAAGCCAGAUAGAGUAAAACCUUUUAUGACGGGAGCUACAGAACAAAUCAAACAUAUCCUUGCUAAUUUUAAUAACUAUCAAGAACAUCCAACCUGUGGCACGGUGUCAAGCAGCUCCUCUCCCACCGCUGUUUUCCAAGUAGAACUAGUACGAGGAGCUGGAUAA